This is a messenger RNA of Mandrillus leucophaeus (drill), 2530 nucleotides long. It is a transcript of the gene SLC17A2, whose product is annotated as solute carrier family 17, member 2. Bases 536 to 1972 code for a protein of 478 amino acids. The transcript is spliced from 12 exons. Gene Ontology annotation, molecular function: transmembrane transporter activity. The record is from RefSeq and is a predicted model, not a curated record. Gene Ontology annotation, biological process: monoatomic anion transport; transmembrane transport. NCBI's taxonomy places the organism in Eukaryota, Metazoa, Chordata, Mammalia, Primates, Cercopithecidae.
AAAGCCAAACCGAGGCUUUCUGAGAAAGUGGGGCCAAACCUGGUGCUGUCUGACUGCCAGGUGGCUCAUUAUUUAUCCCUGUAAAACCCUGCAAAAGUAUUUGAAAGGGAAGAAGGGACAGAAAACUCCCUCCUUUUCCAAGUUAGCCUUAUAGUCUAGGGCUUAAAAUACUGGUUUAAUGGUGAAGGUAAGUGCUUUUCUUCUUUAUGGGUAGAAGGAUAAUUACUAACUUACCAAAGGUCCAUUAAGGGGAGGGAACAGUUUUAGGAGAAGUCAGAGAAAAGACAUUAACAGCAACAUAAGGAUCUCCAUCUGGUAAUAUUGCCUAAUUCCAAAAUGAAGAGACUUUCUGAAAAAGAUAACUGAUUCAAUCAAGACCCUAGGGCAAGGCUUGAGAAGCCACUGGUUUACCAAUGGACACUGUGGACAAUGGUCAUUUCUCCAAGGACGCUAUAAAAGACUGUUGUAGUAAAAGAGAUUCAGGGCACAGGGAAACUCCACCACAAAGCGUGGUACCAUUUCCCACAGAAGCUAAAUGGACGGGAAGCCUGCCACCAGGAAAGGUCCAGAUUUCUGUUCAUUACGCUAUGGGCUGGCUCUUAUCAUGCACUUCUCAAACUUCACCAUGAUAACCCAGCGUGUGAGUCUGAGCAUUGCAAUCAUUGCCAUGGUAAACACCACUCAGCAGCAUGCUCUAUCUAAUGCCUCCACUGAGGGGCCUAUUGCAGACACCCUCAAUAACUCCAGCAUAUCCAUCAAGGAAUCUGAUACAAAGGCCUCUGUGUAUCAGUGGAGCCCAGAAACUCAGGGUAUCAUCUUUAGCUCCAUCAACUAUGGGAUAAUACUGACUCUGAUCCCAAGUGGAUAUUUAGCAGGGAUAUUUGGAGCAAAAAAAAUGCUUGGUGCUGGUUUGCUGAUCUCUUCCCUUCUCACCCUCUUUACACCAUUGGCUGCUGACUUCGGAGUGAUUUUGGUCAUUGUGGUUCGGACAGUCCAGGGCAUGGCCCAGGGAAUGGCAUGGACAGGUCAGUUUACUAUUUGGGCAAAGUGGGCUCCUCCACUUGAACGAAGCAAGCUCACCACCAUUGCAGGAUCAGGAUCAGCAUUUGGAUCCUUCAUCAUCCUCUGUGUGGGGGGACUAAUCUCACAGGCCUUGGGCUGGCCUUUUAUCUUCUACAUCUUUGGUAGCACUGGCUGUGUCUGCUGUCUCCUAUGGUUCACAGUGAUUUAUGAUGACCCCAUGCAUCACCCAUGCAUAAGUGUUAGGGAAAAGGAGCACAUCGUGUCCUCACUGGCUCAACAGCCCAGUUCUCCUAGACGUGCUGUCCCCAUAAAGGCGAUGGUCACAUGCCUACCACUUUGGGCCAUUUUCCUGGGUUUUUUCAGCCAUUUCUGGUUGUGCACCAUCAUCCUAACAUACCUACCAACGUACAUCAGUACUCUGCUCCAUGUUAACAUCAGAGAUAGUGGAGUUCUGUCCUCUCUGCCUUUUAUUGCUGCUGCAAGCUGUACAAUUCUAGGAGGUCAGCUGGCAGAUUUCCUUUUGUCCAGGAAUCUUCUCAGAUUGAUCACUGUGCGAAAGCUCUUCUCAUCUCUUGGGCUCCUCCUUCCAUCAAUAUGUGCUGUGGCCCUGCCCUUUGUGGCAUCCAGUUACGUGAUAACCAUUAUUUUGCUGAUACUUAUUCCUGGGACCAGUAACCUAUGUGACUCAGGGUUUAUCAUCAACACCUUAGAUAUCGCGCCCAGAUAUGCAAGUUUCCUCAUGGGAAUCUCAAGAGGAUUUGGGCUCAUCGCAGGAAUCAUCUCUUCCACUGCCACUGGAUUCCUCAUCAGUCAGGAUUUUGAGUCUGGUUGGAGGAAUGUCUUUUUCCUGUCUGCUGCAGUCAACAUGUUUGGCCUGGUCUUUUACGUCACAUUUGGGCAAGCAGAACUUCAAGACUGGGCCAAAGAGAGGACCCUCACCCGCCUCUGAGGACAUAAAGUUACAAACUUAAAUGCAGUACUGAGCAUGAACUUUUUAAACAUUUUUUACUUAUCUUCAUAUUCUUGACCAUAGACUCAGCAGUUCUUAACUCUCGCUGUGUGUUAGUCUUCCCUGGGGAGCCUUUAUAAGAUACUGAUGCCUGGGACUCACUCCAGAGAUUCUGAAUGAAUUGGUCUGGGGUGGAACCCAGAUACCACUAAUUUUUAGAUACUCCUUAGAGGUUUCUAGCAUGUACCUGGGGUUGACAACAGCUGGACAAACUUGAAAAUCCAUGUGGCCUUUGAAUUUUCCUCAUUGGAAAGUACUAAAUAAAUAAAAAUUCAUGUGAAAAUGAUCACUGAUAAAUAUCUUCAUAGUGGGGCAGGUUAUUGGAUACAGAGAAGAGCUGCUCGGAAUUGUAACCAUAUGUUACAGAUCUCAGCACCCAUCAGAACUGUAAAGCUAUAAUCCCCAGAAUUAAAGUUUUUAUUAUUUUUUAUACAUUGUAAAACAUGGACGUUUAUUUAUGUGGUUAAAUUCUAUUAAAAUUUACAUGCUAAAAUAAAA